This is a messenger RNA of Hypoxylon fragiforme, 513 nucleotides long. Its product is annotated as acetyltransferase. Gene Ontology annotation, biological process: UDP-N-acetylglucosamine biosynthetic process. Bases 1 to 513 code for a protein of 170 amino acids. NCBI's taxonomy places the organism in Eukaryota, Fungi, Ascomycota, Sordariomycetes, Xylariales, Hypoxylaceae. The transcript has 2 exons. Gene Ontology annotation, cellular component: endoplasmic reticulum; endoplasmic reticulum-Golgi intermediate compartment; Golgi apparatus. The record is from RefSeq and is a predicted model, not a curated record. Gene Ontology annotation, molecular function: monosaccharide binding; glucosamine 6-phosphate N-acetyltransferase activity.
AUGGCAGAGCAAGCCCUAUUCUCGUCCGACCUCAUUUCUCCGGAUGUUUCUGCUGCCCUCCCCGAAGGCUACACAGCUCGUGCCCUACGAGUAUCUGACUAUGAUGCCGGUUUCCUCGAUUGCCUUCGCGUCCUAACCACCGUCGGCGAGAUCACCAAAGAGCAAUUUGCAGAAAGAUAUCAGUGGAUGGCAUCGCAAGACACAUACUACGUUCUUGUCAUUGAGGACACCGCCAGAUCGCAGGUUGUAGGGACUGGAAACCUUCUCGUAGAAAGGAAAUUCCUUGGCUUAGUCGGCCACAUAGAGGACAUCGCAGUCGCCAAAGAUCAACAAGGCAAGAAGCUAGGUCUUCGCCUAAUCCAGGCUCUCGAUUUCAUUGCCGAGAAGGUCGGUUGCUAUAAGACCAUUCUCGACUGCAGCGAAGCGAAUGAAGGUUUCUACGUCAAGUGCGGAUUUCGAAGAGCUGGGCUAGAGAUGGCCCAUUACUAUAACAACGAUAAAAGUAAGGCUUAA